This is a messenger RNA of Eptesicus fuscus (big brown bat), 2547 nucleotides long. It is a transcript of the gene FOXRED2, whose product is annotated as FAD dependent oxidoreductase domain containing 2. NCBI's taxonomy places the organism in Eukaryota, Metazoa, Chordata, Mammalia, Chiroptera, Vespertilionidae. Bases 169 to 2235 code for a protein of 688 amino acids. The record is from RefSeq and is a predicted model, not a curated record. The transcript has 8 exons. Gene Ontology annotation, molecular function: flavin adenine dinucleotide binding; monooxygenase activity.
AACCAUUGCAAAUGAGCUCAGAAGUCCUUGAGUUCUGGUGCUGGCUCCACCCCAAAUAGCCGUAAGCGCCCAGGCCAGCCUCUGCCUCUUGGCAGGCCCCGACCUCACUCAUUCCCGGGGCCUCUGGCCAACCUUGGUCCGAGGCCUCACCCAUCUGGUCUGCGCACGAUGGGCCUCUCGGUGGCCCCGGUGUGGGGCCCCCCGGGGCUGCUCCUAACCAUGGCUCUCUGCCCGGCUCUCACCCUGUACCUGGCUGAGGCCUUGGCGCCCCCACACCGGGACUACUGCGUCCUGGGCGCGGGGCCCGCGGGCCUGCAAAUGGCCUACUUCCUGCAGCGGGCCGGGCGGGACUACGUGGUGUUCGAGCGCGCCGCGGGGCCCGGCAGCUUCUUCACGCGCUACCCCAGGCACCGCAAGCUCAUCAGCAUCAACAAGCGGUACACCGGCCGGACCAACUCCGAGUUCAACCUCCGCCACGACUGGAACUCUCUGCUCAGCCACGACCCUCGGCUGCUCUUCCGACACUACUCCCAGGCCUACUUCCCCGACGCCGGCGACAUGGUGCGCUACCUGGGCGACUUCGCGAGCAGGCUGGGGCUCCGCGUGCGGUACAACACCACCAUCGCCCACGUCACCCUGGACAAGGACCGGCAGGCCUGGAAUGGCCAUUACUUCAUUCUGACCGACCGGAAGGGCCAGGAGUACAGAUGCAGCGUCCUUCUUGUCGCCACCGGUUUGUCCGUCCCCAACCUGGUGGACUUCCCCGGCUCCGAGCAUGUGGAGGGUUACGAGUCUGUGUCCGUGGACCCGGAGGAUUUUGUGGGUCAGAAUGUGCUGAUCCUGGGCCGAGGGAACUCGGCCUUUGAGACGGCAGAGAACAUCUUGGGCGUCACCAACUUUGUCCACAUGCUGAGCCGCUCCCGAGUGCGGCUGUCCUGGGCCACCCAUUACGUAGGAGACCUCAGGGCCAUCAACAACGGCUUGCUGGACACCUACCAGCUGAAGUCCCUGGACGGGUUGCUGGAGUCCGACCUGACGGAUCUGGCUGUUGUGAAGGACCCCAAGGGCAAGUUCCACAUCACCCUCAAGUUCUACGUGGAGGGAAGCAACCAGAGUGCCGAGGCCAUCCCCCUCCCCCAGGACGACAGCGACAACUUCGCCAUGCGCGUGGCCUACGACCGUGUCAUCCGCUGCCUGGGCUGGAACUUCGAUUUCUCCAUUUUCAAUAAGUCCCUCAGACUGUCUUCAGGGGGUGAGUUCAGCAAGAAGUACCCACUGGUCAGACCUAGCUAUGAGUCCAAAGGAAGCCGUGGUCUCUUUGUCCUGGGCACGGCCAGCCACUCCGUGGAUUACCGGAAAUCUGCUGGGGGCUUCAUCCAUGGAUUCCGGUACACAGUGCGUGCUGUUCACCGGCUGCUGGAGCGUCGCCACCACGGUGCCGCCUGGCCCUCCACCGAGCACCCCAUCACGCAGCUGACCAGCUCCGUCCUCCGGCGCGUGAACGAGGCUUCUGGGCUCUACCAGAUGUUCAGUGUGCUCGCCGAUGUCGUCCUGUUGAAGGAGAACGGCACAGCAUUCGAGUACCUGGAGGAGUUCCCCAUGCAGAUGCUGGCCCAGCUGGAGACGGUCACAGGCAGGCAGGCCAGGCACGGGCUCUUCGUCAUCAACAUGGAGUACGGCAGAAAUUUCUCUGGACCCGACAAGGACGUCUUCUUCUAUGACCGGUCUGUGGGGUACACGGAAGACGCCUGGCAGUCUAACUUCCUGCACCCCGUCAUCUACUACUACAGGCAUCUCCCCACCGAGCAGGAGGUGAGGUUCCGCCCCGCAGACUGGCCCCUGCCGCGGCCCGCAGCCAUCCACCACAUCGUGGAGGACUUCCUGACGGACUGGACCGCCCCCCUGAGCCACGUCUUGCCUCUGAGGCGCUUCCUGGAGAACUGUCUGGGCACCGAUUUGCGAAGCUUCUAUGCAGAGUCCUGCUUCCUGUUCGCCCUAACACGCCAGAAGCUGCCGCCCUUUUGCCAGCAGGGAUACCUGAGAAUGCAGGGGCUGGUGGGAACCGGAAGCCUCCGCCAGCACCGAGUGGAGAGUGGGCUCCUGCAGGACUAUACCGCUGCGGGCAAGCGCAGGGAGGACAGUGGCCAGCGGCCUGGCUUCCAUGAGCCAGUAGAUCAGCCCCAGGCUCCAGGGCCUCUGGACCAGCCCCUCACCAGCAACAAGGAGGAGCUGUGAUGUGCAGGUCUCUCCCACCCAGGCCUUCCUUCCCCAGCACCGUGCUCCCACCAAUGUGUGACUGCCAGAGGCCACUGGGAUCACUGCAGUGACCCCACCAAAGCCACACAGAGCGCGCAAGGGCUAGGGGCGGCCAUGCGGCGGUCUCCCCCCCUCCUGUUGUGUCCAUAGUGCCCAGGAGGUGGGUCCAGAGAAGGACAUCCUCUGCCAGUAGGAGUUGCCUCCCACAGCCAGCUUGUCUGCAAGUGAAUUAUCGCCGAGCACCAGGCUGGCCUCAGUCUGUCCCCAUCAAGUGCCCAGUGGUUCCUUUUC